GCGGCGGCGAUGGGCGGCCGGGGGCUGCCGGUGCCGCUGCUGCUGGGGCUGCCGCUGCUGCUGGGGCUGCCGCUGCUGCUGGGGCUGCCGGCGGCGGGGCGCGCCGCCUCCAAGGCGCUGGUGUGCCAGGAGAUCACGGUGCCGAUGUGCAAGGGCAUCGGCUACAACCUCACCUACAUGCCCAACCAGUUCAACCACGACACGCAGGACGAGGCCGGGCUGGAGGUGCACCAGUUCUGGCCGCUGGUGGAGAUCCAGUGCUCCCCGGACCUGCGCUUCUUCCUCUGCAGCAUGUACACCCCCAUCUGCCUGUCCGACUACACGAAGCCGCUGCCCCCCUGCCGCUCCGUCUGCGAGCGGGCCAAGGCCGGCUGCUCGCCCAUCAUGCAGCAGUACGGCUUCGCCUGGCCCGAGAGGAUGAACUGCGACAGGCUGCCGGUGCUGGGGGACACCGAGGUGCUUUGCAUGGGAUACAACCACACGGAAGCCACCACCCUGCCGCCUUUCUUUGGGAAGCCCACGCGCCCUGCCAAGGACAUGGCCAAAAACCUGACGCCGCUCGACGGGCAGCGCCUCUCAGGGCUGGACUGUGGUCAGACUUGCAAGUGCAAAGCGCCCCUGAUCCCCAUCUCCAAGGAGUCCCAUCCGCUGUACAACCGCAUCAGGACUGGGAAGGUACUCAACUGCGCCAUCCCCUGCUACCAGCCCUACUUUACCCAGGAUGAGAAGACCUUCGCUACCUUCUGGAUCGGCCUCUGGUCCAUCCUCUGCUUCCUCUCCACCUCAACCACCGUGGCCACCUUCCUCAUUGACAUGGAGCGCUUCAAGUAUCCUGAGCGCCCCAUCAUCUUCCUCUCUGCCUGCUACCUCUUCGUCUCCCUGGGCUACAUUGUGCGGCUGGUGGCAGGGCACGCCAAUGUGGCUUGCAACCCUGAGCACCACCACAUCCAUUACGAGACCACAGGCCCCGCUCUCUGCACCGUGGUUUUCCUUCUCCUCUACUUCUUUGGCAUGGCCAGCUCCAUCUGGUGGGUCAUCCUGUCCCUCACCUGGUUCCUGGCAGCUGGCAUGAAGUGGGGCAAUGAGGCCAUCGCUAGCUACUCGCAGUACUUCCACCUGGCUGCCUGGCUCAUCCCCAGUGCCAAAUCCAUCGCCGUACUGGCGCUGAGCUCUGUGGACGGUGAUCCGGUGGCCGGGGUUUGCUACGUGGGCAACCAGAGCCUGGAGAAUCUGCGGGGCUUUGUGCUGGCACCGCUAGUGGUUUAUCUCUUCACCGGCAGCCUCUUCCUGCUGGCUGGCUUCGUCUCGCUCUUUCGCAUCCGCAGCGUGAUCAAGCAGGGCGGCACCAAAACCGACAAGCUGGAGAAGCUGAUGAUCCGCAUCGGCAUCUUCACCGUGCUCUACACUGUGCCUGCCACCAUUGUCAUUGCCUGCUACAUCUACGAGCAGCACAACCGGGAGGCCUGGGAGCAGGCACAGAACUGCUCCUGCCUGGGGGACCCUCACCGUCCCAAGCCUGACUAUGCUGUCUUCAUGCUCAAGUACUUCAUGUGCCUUGUGGUGGGGAUCACCUCCGGCGUUUGGAUCUGGUCUGGCAAGACGCUCGAGUCCUGGAGGCGCUUCACCACCCGCUGCUGCCGGGCCAGGAAGCCCGCGGGCGCCUCUGUGUACGGCGAGGCCAGCCCGGCCCUGGUGGGCAGGACGGUACUGCCCAGCAUGGCCUCCUACCACAAGCAGGUCCCGCUGUCCCACGUGUGACCGGAGGGAGCCUCGGUGACCCCAGCCGCAGGGAGAAGAGGGUUGCGAAGACCCUGGGCCACGGAAGAGGGGGUGACAGCUGGGCCACCCCCGGCAUCUUCGGCCCCACCGUGGUGGCGCUGCCUGGGACCAUGGGCAUGGAGCAGCUGCAGCCCCAUGCAGGGCAGGGGGAGUGCUGCCAGCUACGUGGGGACGGAGGGACAGGGAGGCCUGGAGCCUGGCACUGCCAUAUAUGCCCCAUUUGGGGUCCCACAUCCUAGCUGGCAUUCUGGGAUGCUGCUGCCUGUGGGCCAGUAAGGUGGCAAUAGCUCUCAAGCACUGAUUUGUGUCCCGCAAGGAGCCUCUGGGCAGGUCUUGCUGGUGCUGGGGUGAAAGGCAGAGCUGUAGCAGACAGGGCAGAUGGUGGCCCCCCACCCCAGGUAGGGGCUGGCACUGCCACAGAGCCCCUCGUUAAAGCCCAGAGAGUGGGUCAAGGAGAGCUGGCAGGGAGUGCUGCCUCCCUGGGUGCCCUGGAGAGAGCAGGAGACAGCCCUCAGUGCUCCCAGAGCCCUCAGGCACAGCUGCAUAUCGAAGAGGAGAAGGCUGGGAGCCCUGGUGUGAGGCAGCCACUGGCCCUGCUCAGGCAGCAGCACACUGAGCAGGAGGGGUGGAGCUGCACGGGCCGGGGGCUUCAUGGGCAGUGGCAGUGCAGGAGGAAGGGGCCGUGGAGACGAUCUGCCACAGGGACAGGGUCCCAGCUGCGUGCAGUGCAGGCAGGGACCAGGUGAUCCCCUGCGGUCCCUUCUGCCCUGGGCAAGCACAUCUGGCUCCCUCCAGCCAGGGGCUCAGGCCUGGGCAGGAGCUGGCUCCGGUGGGCUCAGCUGGGUGGCACCGGUGGUGGUGCUCUGCGAUGGGCAGCCAGCUCCACUGCCCACGGACACUCAUCCCGGGGAACCGAGGGGCUGCGCAAGGGGCCGUGUGGGCAGCGAGGCUGCCAGCCCAGCACGGGGCUUGCAAGGAGCUCUGGCACCGAGAGCGGGGCUCUCCUGAGCUGCCCUGGAAAGGGUCGGUGCUGCUCGUGCCUCUCGCCUCUACAGUGGGGUGAGUUCCAUCUCCCUGUGUCCUGCCUGCCAGCUGUGGCGUGUGGCACAGCAGCUGAGCGUGGCACAACCAACCCUAAAAGGGUGUUUGUACCCCUGCAGUGAGCAGUGGGGGUGCCCCAGGUGGGCAGCACGCUGUUUUUCCUGAGCAGCAGCUGGGUUUUGCAGUCGGCUUCAAUAUUGUUGCUGCUUUUUUCAAAGCUGUGCCUCUGCUAGAGAGAGUACCAGGUUUGAGAGGGAGCAGUUAAUGUAGGGAAACUUAGCAGAGCACUCGUACCUCUUUUCCUCCAGCUUCCCAAGCGUUU
Molecule: messenger RNA, 3142 nt
Organism: Hirundo rustica (Barn swallow)
Lineage: Eukaryota; Metazoa; Chordata; Aves; Passeriformes; Hirundinidae
Gene: FZD5
Product: frizzled class receptor 5
Exons: 1
Coding region: 10-1758 (582 amino acids)
Biological process (GO): canonical Wnt signaling pathway; non-canonical Wnt signaling pathway
Cellular component (GO): plasma membrane
Molecular function (GO): Wnt receptor activity; Wnt-protein binding
Source: RefSeq, a predicted model, not a curated record